UUGUAUUUAUUCUCGUGUUCUGGAACACCCGGCUAGCUUGGUAACUUUCCUAGGGCUUUGAAUAUUGGUCGGUACAGAUCCAGAGAGCGUCAAGAGAGCGUGGAAGAGGAACAGAGAGCUAGAGGGAGAGAUGGGGAAGACGCCGGUGAGGAUGAAGGCAGUGGUUUAUUCCCUAUCGCCAUUCCAGCAGAAGAUUAUGCCGGGAUUGUGGAAGGAUCUUCCGAACAAGAUUCACCACAAAAUCUCUGAUAAUUGGCUAAACACUGUUCUUCUCCUAGGCCCGCUCAUCGGAACCUACUCGUAUGUUCAGCAUUACAAGGAGAAGGAGAAGCUUGCGCACAGGUAUUAAAUCUGAAGUCUUACAGAAGAUGCUGAAUAUGGAUUGCAGUAUCUGAAUCAGCGUAUAUGUUUUUUCCUGCAUAAAUAUUGAGACCUUUUUUAAAUAAAUUAGAUUAAUAACUGCAUUUUGCUGCACUGAUGGGAGUAUUUGUUUAAUUAUUUUAGUAAUAAUUACCGACAUAAUUGAAUGU
Molecule: messenger RNA, 530 nt
Organism: Phalaenopsis equestris
Lineage: Eukaryota; Viridiplantae; Streptophyta; Magnoliopsida; Asparagales; Orchidaceae
Product: cytochrome b-c1 complex subunit 8-like
Exons: 2
Coding region: 131-349 (72 amino acids)
Biological process (GO): mitochondrial electron transport, ubiquinol to cytochrome c
Source: RefSeq, a predicted model, not a curated record